AGAGAGAGAGAGAGAGAUUACAGUAGGAGUUUCUUCGUCCUCAUUAGCGGGAGGAAAAAUGAAAUUUUAAUGACCGGAAGUAAUGGAAGUGUGUUCCGAAUGAGAGCUCCUCUUUUUUUCUGUUUUUGCGCGCGCGAUGUGUGUUUGAAUAGCUGCAUUUAUAUUAUUUGUAUUUAUAUUCGUUGCCUUGUGUUAAACCUGGAGGAUCAUGCACGCGCCCCUGUGCGCACUUGUUUUGCUCGGUGUGCUCCGUUCUGUUUCCGGUUCUGUGUUGAACUCCUCGGUAACCGGUGAGUCCGCGCGCACCUUGCCGGUGCUGACCGUGAACUAUGACCGCGUGCGUAAACCGUUCGAGGUGUGUCUAUGGAUCCUGCUGGCCUCCUUAAUGAAGCUCGGGUUCCACAUCAUCCCUGUUUUCUCCCGAUUUGUCACUGAGAGCUGUGUGCUGAUGAUAGUUGGUCUGAUGGUCGGCGUUCUAAUUAAGCUCUUGGGUGAAACACUUCCUGUUUUGGACACUGAGCUCUUCUUCCUGUGUCUCCUCCCCCCCAUCAUCCUGGAUGCUGGAUAUUUCCUGCCUCUGCGCCCCUUCAGUGAGAACAUGGGCUCCAUCUUGGCACUGGCAGUGCUGGGAACGCUCUGGAACUCCGUCUUCGUUGGGUUGGUCUUAUACGGAGUGUGUAAAGUGAUCGGGGUCCAGAUGGGUGGAGUCAACCUGCUUUCCUGCCUACUGUUUGGUUCCAUCUCCUCUGCUGUGGAUCCGGUUGCAGUCCUUGCCGUCUUUGAGGAAAUUCACAUUAAUGAGCUCCUCCACAUUCUGGUGUUUGGAGAGUCACUGCUUAAUGAUGCUGUUACUGUGGUAUUGUACCAUCUGUUGGAGGAGUUUGCUGGCAGAGACUCAGUGGAGUUCAGUGAUGCACUACUAGGUGUGCUGAGCUUCCUGGUGGUGGCAUUGGGGGGCAUCAUGGUGGGCAUGGUUUAUGGCAUAAUGUCCGCUGUCACCUCUCGUUUUACCUCACACUCACGUGUCAUCGAGCCGCUUUUCGUCUUCCUCUACAGCUACCUGGCGUACCUGUCGGCUGAGGUGUUCCACCUCUCUGGCAUCAUGGCUCUCAUUGCAUGUGGCGUGGUCAUGCGGCCCUACGUGGAGGCCAACAUUUCCCACAAGUCUUACACAACUAUAAAAUACUUUCUGAAGAUGUGGAGCAGUGUGAGUGAAACGCUCAUCUUCAUCUUCCUCGGGGUUUCCACGGUAGCAGGACCGCAUCACUGGAACUUUAUCUUUGUCUUCUUCACCAUCAUCCUCUGCCUUAUCUCCCGUGUACUGGGAGUGGUGGGACUGAGCUUCGUCAUGAAUAAAUUCCGCAUGGUAAAGUUAACAGGUAAAGACCAGUUCAUCGUGGCCUACGGUGGCCUGCGGGGAGCCAUCGCAUUCUCACUGGCCUUCUUGCUCUCCAGUGAACACUUCCCCAUGAAGAACAUGUUCCUCACAUCCAUCAUCACACUCAUCUUCUUCACAGUCUUUGUUCAGGGAAUGACGAUCCGCCCGCUGGUGGAGCUUCUGGCAGUAAAGAAGAAAAGACACACCAAGUUUACAAUAAAUGAGGAAAUACAUACACAGUUUCUUGACCAUGUGCUGAUGGGAUUCGAGUGUAUCUGUGGUCAUUAUGGACACCUUCACUGGAAGGACAAGCUGACCCGGUUUAAUAAGCGCUACAUGAGGAAGUGGUUGAUCUCAGGAGACAGGUCUGAGGAACCACAGCUCAUCUCCUUCUAUAAUAAACUGGAGAGGAAGCAGGCACUGCUAGUGGCUGAGAGUGGAACUGCAGCCAAUUUAAAACCAUCACUGCCCUCUACUGUAUCAUUACUGAGUGCUCAGAGUGGAAGGAAGAACAGGAUGAAGAUCACAAUGGAACAAGAGGCAGCAAACCAAAACAUUCUCAGAGCAAACCUGCAGAAACAACAGCAGAGGAUGCGCUCGUACAGCAGACACACACUGUUGCUGGAGGAAGAAGAGGUGGAGUGGCGUGAGGCUCAGCUCCACAGGCAGAGAGCACAGAUGGAGCGGAGGAUGAGUCACUAUUUGACUGUUCCGGCUAAAAGGCUCUCCCCCCCGGUCAGGAGAGCAAAUGUUAUCUUCAAUAACCCGAGCAGUCCCGCAGUUAGUGAGAUCAUCAUCAGUACAGAGCCAUGUUCUCCUCCUACAGACACGGUGAAGCUACUGAAUGAAACACAACUGAGACAAGACAGAGUCAAGAAAAUCCCUGACAACAAAAUCCAGAAGAAACUAGACGACUUCCAGGCGGACCGAGAUGGAUCCAACAUGGCACCUGUGGAGGAAAAGGUCAGAAGCUGGGUGUAAAUUUUGGUGUGGAUGUGGAGGAGCAGAAACCUCCUCCUCACAAUCGAACCAACCUGGAAGUGAGCAAAAUUAAGGAGGAAGAUGAAGAUGCUUCUUGUCAUGAGCACAUUGUUACAGGAGUUACACAGCACCAAGUCAACACAAACUGAGAGAAAUUUAUAUUCAUUCAGAGCUGGUUUUGAUAAUAAUGAGGAAAUGAUGCAUUACUGCACUGUAACAGCAUCAGUUAAGACUCUGUGUGUGUGUGUGUGUGUGUGUGUGUGUGUGUGUGUGUGUGUGUGUGUGUGUAAAUAAAGUAUGUAACAGUAAUGUAAUAUUUAUGUUGUGGGUAAAAUAAAAGAUUGUGUAUGGAAAUGGGAAUUCUGUGAUUCUGAGUGCACAUUUUUCUCAUUUGUAAAUUUUAAUACUAAUAAUAAUAGUAAAUUUUAUAAUAUAGUCAAUUCAAUUCAAUUCAAUUCAGUUUUAUUUGUAUAGCGCUUUUUACAAUAGACAUUGUCUCAAAGCAGCUUUACAGAAAUAUCAACAUGGUAUACAGAUAUUAAAGGUGUGAAUUUAUCCCAACUGAGAAAGCCACUGAGUGGCGACGGUGGCGAGGAAAAACUCCCUAAGAUGUUUUAAGAGGAAGAAACCUUGAGAGGAACCCGACUCAGAAGGGAACCCAUCCUCAUCUGGGUAACAACAGAUAGUGUGAAAAAGUUCAUUAUGGAUUUAUAUGAAGUCUGUAUGGCGUUAGGAGCAGCCGUAGUCCCAGCAGUCUGGAAUUAAAGAAGAUUUGAGCUCCAUCCAGAGGCAGAAAGGAUCUGGAUCUCUAGUAUCUCCAUAAAUUCGUGUGG
Molecule: messenger RNA, 3192 nt
Organism: Ictalurus punctatus (channel catfish)
Lineage: Eukaryota; Metazoa; Chordata; Actinopteri; Siluriformes; Ictaluridae
Gene: slc9a1b
Product: solute carrier family 9 member A1b
Exons: 12
Coding region: 209-2359 (716 amino acids)
Biological process (GO): sodium ion transport; proton transmembrane transport; regulation of pH
Cellular component (GO): membrane
Molecular function (GO): sodium:proton antiporter activity
Source: RefSeq, a predicted model, not a curated record